GGACAGCAACCGUUUAGACAGCCAACGACUAGCAUCGGAUACCAUUGAUAACACACCAGAAUCGGACAGCAGGAACUGUAUAAGAACACACCCAUCCCAUGAAGACAUAAAGCUACGACAAGUCAAACACGGUUCACUCGGCCUCAGCAGAUAAUAACACUACCAACCCAAUCAUGCCGACGUUUCAGCCUUCCGAACGAGAUCGGCCUUACGAUGCUCCAUACUCGACAUCGGGUGACCACCUUGAAGAGGAGGAUCCUACCGAUGAACCCAUAUCUACGUCCAGACCCACCGUGUCAUCCUCGGAAAAACACUCUGUACUUGACGAACUCCUACCCCUGCCUACCACCACCCUCGAGUCAUCCUCUACCUCCCCAUCCUAUUUGUCCACCCACCUGAACCUCCUCCACUCUCUACGUCGGGUAACGAGCCUCUCUAUCAUCAUCGGCUUCGUUCUCGGGAUCGCUUAUAUCGCAUCGACUUCCCCCGCCGUGGACGGGUCGAUAAGAAGGGCAGAGACCGCCUGGGGGAGGUUCACGAGGUUACAUGGAAAGGUGUUCGAGGAUGUGGGCAGCGAUCGGGUAAAGGGGGAUAGUGGGAUGCAGGUCGAGGUCGGAUCCGAGGUAGGGCAAAGCGAAGGAGACGGAGCUGUGCAAGGAAUCACGCAAGGGACCUUGGGAGACGAACUGAACGAUGAGGGGAUGAGCGUAGAAGAAUACGUAUGGGGGGAUUCAGAUCCUAUUGUUGACGAACCCGGUCUCGACCUAGACCUGAGCGAGGAGGGUGACGGUGAUAGUAAAGGGAAAGAGGAUGAGAACUCGGUCGGAGGAAGGGAUUGGGCGAGGUAUACGUUCCUGAGGACGUUGGGAGAUGGGCACGUGGAUACGAGUGUACCGGGAAAGAGGGUCAUUUUCGUCGGAGACGUGCAUGGAAUGUAUGACAGUUUACAAAAACUGUUGACCAAGAUCCAGUACGACGCCUCGAAAGACUUCCUCAUCCACGUCGGCGACCUCGUGGCCAAAGGGCCCGAUCCGCUCAAAGUCUUAAAGUUCAUGCGCAAGAACAGAGUACGGGGUGUGAGGGGCAACCACGAUGAAAAGGUCGUCGAAUGGAGGAAUUGGAUGGUCUGGGCGGGAACCAAGGAGGCGGAGAGAAGGAGGGCUGAACGAGGGGAAGAAGUGUCGAGCGACGAUAUCCAGGACGACGACGAUCCGGAUUCGGCGACAUGGCGACAAUUUGUCAAGUCCAUGGACUGGCAAUACGGUGCCGACCCUAAACGACUCCACUCGGCGCUAUCCACCUCGAACCUCCCGUUCCCCAAAUCCUGGGAAUGGCGGUCGGAACAUUGGAAGAUCGCCAGGGACAUGAACAAGAAGGAAUACGACUACCUCGUCUCCCUCCCCCUCGCCCUCCAUAUCCCUUCUAUUCACUCCGUCGUUGUGCACGCGGGGUUACUGGGGAGGGACCCGACGAAAUUGGCUGAUGCGGCCGACCAACCAUACUCGAACCUUUUUGACGAGGUCACCGAGACCGACCCCAAGGCGGCGCCGAUGUCGAGGCACCAAGCCGAGCUCGACGUGUUUACCAAGAUCAAACAGAACCGCCGACCCUACACCUUGAUGAACAUUCGGUCUGUGCUCAAGGACGGUCGGGUGACCAAGAAGAGCAACAAGGGAACCCCGUGGUCGGACAUCUGGCAGCAGGAACAAGCGAGGUGUGCAGGGCCCGGGAGGUGGGCUUUGGGCGAGGUCGCAGAGGACGAGGAUGAGACGGUCGGGGUGGAACAUGCUGGCGUGGAAAUGGUCGAGGAUAUGGAGAGCAGGGGUCUAGAGGUGGGGUUAGAGAAAAGGAAGAAACACGUGGUAUUGGAGAGUCUGCCUCGGUUGAAUUGUUCCCCGUUGACCGUCAUCUACGGGCAUGCCGCCGGUCGAGGACUGGACAUCAAGCAAUUUAGUAAAGGACUCGAUUCGGGUUGCGUCUACGGUCAUCGGAUGACGGCGCUGGUCCUGGGUGAUCUGACCGGGCUGGGCGUCGAUUCCGAAUCCAACUUGAAUCAGACUCAACCUGAGACCGAAGAUGCAGUCACCGAGCAGGGCCUGGGGAAGAAAGGACGAAAGGUGAGAGUAGGGAAUCAGAAGGGAAUGUUGGUCGACGUUGGGUGUCCGAAAGAGGCGUAGCGUCAUGGCGACACUUGAUCAUCGAUGCCGAGCCGGUCAACUCCCCGUUUUCCCACGUUUUUGUCUGUAUUUAGAUGUGUGCCGCUUGAUCUAUUGUAGCCCCUCGUUGUAAAAUAGCAUAGCAUUGUCAUCUACGUAUCUACGUCAUUACUAUCCUUUGCAGAAAUAU
Filobasidium floriforme is the source of this 2346-nucleotide messenger RNA. RefSeq lists its product as uncharacterized. Lineage: Eukaryota; Fungi; Basidiomycota; Tremellomycetes; Filobasidiales; Filobasidiaceae. The coding region runs from base 174 to 2177 and encodes 667 amino acids. Gene Ontology annotation, molecular function: endopolyphosphatase activity; phosphatase activity. The transcript has 3 exons. The record is from RefSeq and is a predicted model, not a curated record. Gene Ontology annotation, cellular component: cytoplasm. Gene Ontology annotation, biological process: polyphosphate catabolic process.